AUGAAGGGACGACAAAGAAACACAGACACCAAUCAUGAGGACACAACUGAGGACAUGGCAGCAGCUAUUACAAAUACGGACCCUCAUCCUGAUAUCCAUCCACCAGAUUCACCAUCUUCAUCAUCAUCUUCUUCAACCACUCUUCCUCCAUUAGCCAUGGCACCUUCUACAUCUGCCUCUGGUCUCCUGUCACUGGCCUCUCCAGCCACCAGGCGCUCCAUUUCCAUGGGGGACUUCCGGAGGGUAACAGGGGCACUGCUAACUGGUUCCGAGCCCCCAUCGACUUCGGCCACAGCCCCCUCCUCCAAGCUUGUCACCCCCAGCUCCAGCAUGGAGUUUGAGGCGGCUCGGCGGCGCCUCCUGGAGGUGGAAGAGCGCCAGCGUGUCAUCAGAGAGAUGGAGCGGCGGCUUGAGGAGCUUAGGGAGGUGUUUGUGCGCUCAGAACAGGAAGUGGUGGUCCAUGGGGAGCUGGUGUCGCGGAUAUCCAGUGCAGCCCAGCAGGGGGAGCUGUACGUGGCAGAAAACAGCCAACGGCUAAAGAAAGGCCUGCGGUUCAAGAAACAUCGACCCACCAUUGUUUUCUCCUCCAUGCUCGGGCUUCGCACAUGCCUCCCUUGGCCUGUGAAGCUCAAAUAG
Molecule: messenger RNA, 636 nt
Organism: Scomber japonicus (chub mackerel)
Lineage: Eukaryota; Metazoa; Chordata; Actinopteri; Scombriformes; Scombridae
Product: TMF-regulated nuclear protein 1-like
Exons: 1
Coding region: 1-636 (211 amino acids)
Biological process (GO): regulation of cell population proliferation
Cellular component (GO): nucleus
Molecular function (GO): DNA binding
Source: RefSeq, a predicted model, not a curated record